CGUUGGGGUCGGGGACCGUCGGCCCGCAAGCUGCGAGAGAACCUCGCCGGGCUGGGUACCGGGAGCUGGUGGUUAUCAUCUUCAUCAUUAGUAUUGUGUUUUAAUCUCUAAAGCAGGCCGAGGAGACUGACGCCAUGCAGCAUUCCGAAGAGCCUUCGACCCUGCCCGCUUCGACCUGUGGGUGCAUGAAACCGGCAUUAGAAACAGGUAAUAUUUUGACUGAGCCAAUUGGUUACAUAGAGUCAUGCUUCUCAGCUAAGAAUGGUACACCGAGGCAGCCAACCAUUUGCAGCUUGUCACGUGCUUGUCUGAGGAUAAGAAAAAGUGUCUUUAACAAUCCUGAACAUUCCGUAAUGGGCUUAGAACAGUUUUCACAUGUUUGGAUUUUGUUUGUUUUUCAUAAAAAUGGUCAUUUGAGUUGUAAGGCGAAAGUGCAGCCUCCUCGGUUGAAUGGUACAAAGAUUGGAAUCUUCUCCACAAGGAGUCCCCAUCGCCCUAAUGCUAUUGGACUUACUCUUGCCAAGCUGGACAAAGUGGAAGGAGGAGCCAUAUACCUCUCUGGAAUUGACAUGAUAAAUGGCACACCUGUUCUGGACAUAAAACCAUAUAUAGCUGACUAUGAUUCACCGCAGGAUCUGAUGGAACCUUUAGAUGAGCUCAACUUAAAAGAAAGGGAACAGAAACAGAGAGAUUUGCCUCAUUCUGUCAACACAGCUGGUCGUUGUGAGCGGCAGCAAGGAGCAGAGGGCGUCAGGCCUCAAUACCACAGCACAGAGGGGAAACACCCUGAAGACCAGACAGCAGAAGGAAAAUAUUUGAAAGAUAAAGCCUCAGCAGAAGGGAAAUGCCCCUUCAGUAAGUGCAGGAGCACAACAGCAGAUUGUGUUUUAGAAACAAGAACAAAUCAGAGUUCAAGCAGAGAGGGAGGCCGGAUUGACCUUCAUUGGCCAAAGGAAGGUAUAGACAAUAGGUUAAGUGUAGUGGAAGGAGAUGCAGCCACACAAGAAAACAGCUCGGGGACUCAGCACCCUUCUAGCAUGGGUGUCUCGUCCCCUGCCAGUUGUGUUCCAUCCUGGGUAAAAGAUUCUCCUGUGACUACUUUAGAAGUCCGGUUUACACCUCAUGCGGAAAUGGAUCUUGAACACUUUAGUUCAGAAGAUCACACAGGUAUCAAUAUAACUUCAUUUAAAUAUUUUCGAUCUGUGAAAGAAGCAAAGUGUGCCAUUAUUGAUGUAUUAGCAGCUGAUCCCCGGUCUGUGUAUCGAAGGAAACAUUGUCAGGACCGUCUUUUCUACUUUUCGAUGGACACAGCGCACAUUACUUGCUGGUUUGGUGAUGGGUUUGCCGAAGUGCUAAGGAUCAAGCAUAAUGACACGGUUGAGAAUACAGUUGGGCAGUGUUCAUUACAGUCAGCUUCAUCUUAAGUAAUGUGGAACAGGCCAUUUGGAAAUCAGAAGGAGCUGAAACUUUUCUAGAGAUCCACCCAUGUCUAAUCUCUUCCUGUUGUGCCUCUCUACGGCGUCUGUGGAAGGAUGAGGAUUAUGUUUUGGAAUUUCAAACUCUAAACUAUUUUAAAAGCAUUUGUGAAUCAAAAAAUCUGAAAGUUUAUAUUUCCUGUUUAUGAAUAAGCAGUAAGGGAAAUAUAAUGAAUUCUCAAGUGUAUAACAGAAUGUGCUAAAUUUCUUAUGUUGUAAACUUAACUUAAAUCAUCUGCAUGAUUCUACAUAUCUUUUUUUGCCAGAAGACAUGAAAAUUGAGUUUAAAAAAAAGGAGAGAUGAUGUUCAGUUGUUAGCCUUUUUAGAGAAGGUGGCAUUGUAGCUAGACCUUAGAGCAGUGGUCUCAAAACCUUAUUGAUCACACUGUCCUAUUAGCAAAAUAAAUAAAUAAAAGAUUUGAGUUUGAAUUCCCAACACAUGUUAAUUUAUAUGUUACUUGGUCAUUAUACUAAUAUGUCCAUUAUAAAACAUCCACAAAAAUGGAAAUUAGAAUUAGGCUAUGAAGAUGAAAUAUUUCAAAUGUUUUUUAUAUGUUAAUGAUGCAAGAUCCUUUUUGGCUUUCCCUAAAAUACUAUUAUUAGUAAUGUUUUAGUGAAAGUCAUAUAAUUGAAUAUAUUUCAUUAUUUUAAAAAAAUCUUGGUUAUUUUGUGAUACAGAAAUUUGAAGUUCUGGUUCUAAUUUGAUUGUAUUUCUGUACAUCGUUUUAAGUGGUUAUAAUAGCUUAAAAAGAAACCCUCACAAAGAUACUAUAGAUCAAAGUGAAAGAAGUGCUCCAUUGGCUCUGCUUACUAAAUAAUGAUACUAAUUUCUCAGUCCCAUAUAAUUAUUUAAAGAUUCCUGUUGAAAUUCAGCUAGUAAAUUUCCAUCUUCCCUGAUGUCAAUAAAUUUUUCUUAAUAACUUUGUUGGAAAGUGUGAGUUUUUUAAAACAAAAUUUUAACAAAGGGAUUAAAAAUCCACUUAAAUUUAUUUGGAAACCCACUUAAAUUUAUUUUUAAAAGUUAUGCUUUUCCAGUUUUUAGGUGUGCAGAUAUAAGUUUUUAUAGAUGAAAGUCCUUGUUUUGGGCAACAGAAAUUAGUUUUUAAUUGUUUUGCUAAUUGUGAUGGCUUCAUGCUACUAUUUGCUAAUACCAAAUUCAUAUUUCAGAUAAUCUUGAUAAAAUUUUUUGGCUGACUUAAUGUCAGAACUUAUUAGACUGUUAUUUUUUACCUUGCAAUGUGAGCUGAUAAUGACCAGAAGAAUUGUCAAUUUUGCCAUUUUCUUGUUCAUUUGUGUUUGUAUCAUUAGAGUUAUCUUUACCCCAAAGUUUCUUUGUAGAAAUCUUUUCAAGUCAGUUAUCCAUUUUGUGAAGUUUAGUUUAGUUAAAUCUACA
Vombatus ursinus (common wombat) is the source of this 2868-nucleotide messenger RNA. RefSeq names its product tRNA methyltransferase O (gene TRMO). The record is from RefSeq and is a predicted model, not a curated record. The coding region runs from base 135 to 1424 and encodes 429 amino acids. The transcript is spliced from 6 exons. NCBI's taxonomy places the organism in Eukaryota, Metazoa, Chordata, Mammalia, Diprotodontia, Vombatidae.